This is a messenger RNA of Lolium rigidum, 1908 nucleotides long. Its product is annotated as purple acid phosphatase 23-like. The transcript is spliced from 8 exons. Bases 1 to 1908 code for a protein of 635 amino acids. The record is from RefSeq and is a predicted model, not a curated record. Gene Ontology annotation, molecular function: acid phosphatase activity; metal ion binding. Lineage: Eukaryota; Viridiplantae; Streptophyta; Magnoliopsida; Poales; Poaceae.
AUGCAGUCGUUCGGGAUCGGCGUCUGGCUUUUGUCGAGUUUGGAAGGAGCAGGCCAACACCAAGUUACAGUCAAGACGGCAGUUGAGGCCGAACAGAGCUACCGUAGCUUCAGCUUCUUCUGCAUCAGCACAAGUGGCCAAGGGACAGUAGGUAGCGAGCAGGACAGAGAAGACAAACUAGGUGCUGGAAUAUUUACCAAGAGGCAAAACUACGUCUGGGUGCGCUGCGCAUUGUCAUCCAUGGCCAGAGGCAGCACCCAUGCCCGCCACCUCUACCACCAUUGCCUCCUCCAGCUCCUCCUCUUGCUGCUACCAUGCCAGCAGUUCGCUUCCCAUCUCGUCGAUGGCGGCGGCAUUCCGACCACGCUGGACGGGCUGUUCACGCCGGUCACCCGCGCAUUCGACCGCUCGCUCCGGCAGGGCAGCGCGGACGUCCCGCUCUCCGAUCCCCGGUUGGCCCCGCGCGCCCGCCCGCCGUGCCCGGAGCAGAUCACGCUCGCCGCCUCCGCCGAGCCCACCUCGCUCUGGGUCUCCUGGGUGACCGGCCGCGCCCAGGUGGGCUCCCACCUCACCCCGCUCGACCCCGCCGCCGUCCGCAGCGAGGUCUGGUACGGCGAGCGUGCCGGCCACCACCCGCGCGUGGCUACCGGCUCGGCGGAGGUGUACAGCCAGCUGUACCCGUACCCGGGCCUCCUCAACUACACCUCCGGCGUCAUCCACCACGUGCGCCUCGUCAACCUGACGCCGUCCACCCGCUACUACUACCGCUGCGGCGACGGCUCCCUCCCCGAGGGCGGUCUGAGCGACGAGCGCUCCUUCCGGACGCUGCCAGCACCGGCGCCCGACGCGUACCCUCGCCGCGUCGCGGUGGUCGGGGACCUGGGCCUCACCGGCAACUCCACCUCCACCGUCGACCACCUUGCCAAGAACGACCCUUCCCUGAUCCUGAUGGUCGGCGACAUGGCGUACGCCAACCAGUACCUCACCACCGGUGGCACAGGAGUCUCCUGUUUCUCCUGCUCCUUCCCUGAUGCCCCGAUCCGGGAAUCCUACCAGCCACGUUGGGACGGCUGGGCAAGAUUCAUGGAACCGCUUGCGUCGAGGGUCCCGAUGAUGGUCAUUGAAGGGAACCACGAGAUGGAGCCGCAGGGGCACGACGGCGCAGUGACGUUUGCCUCCUACUCGGCACGCUUCGCCGUGCCGGCUGAGGAGUCUGCUUCCAACACAGAGUUCUACUACUCCUUCGACGCUGGCGGUAUCCAUUUUAUCAUGCUCGGCGCGUACGUCGACUACAAUCGCACAGGAGCUCAGUACUCGUGGUUAGAGAAGGAUCUGCGGAGAGUCGAUCGAGUAGUCACCCCGUGGGUCGUUGCUUCUUGGCACUCGCCCUGGUAUAACAGCUACGCCUCGCACUACCAGGAGUUCGAGUGCAUGAGGCAGCAAAUGGAAGGGCUCCUGUACCAACAUGGCGUCGACAUUGUCUUCUCAGGACAUGUACACGCAUACGAAAGGAUGAACCGGGUAUUCAAUUACACGCUCGACACCUGUGGACCGGUUUACAUUACGAUCGGAGAUGGCGGUAACAUUGAGAAAAUCGACAUUGAUCAUGCGGAUGAUCCUGGAAAGUGUCCCUCCCCAGGUGACAACACCCCUGAAUUUGGUGGGAUCUGCCAUCUGAACUUCACAUCAGGUCCUGCGAAGGGGAGGUUUUGCUGGCAGAGACAGCCGGAAUGGAGCGCGUUCCGGGAAAGCAGUUUCGGCCAUGGGAUUUUAGAGGUUGUGAAUUCGACAUAUGCCUUGUGGACAUGGCACCGUAACCAGGAUACAUAUGGAGAAGACAGUGUAGGGGAUCAGAUCUACAUAGUACGGCAACCCAAAGAGUGUCUAAUUCAGUCUAGGAGUGUGUGA